This is a messenger RNA of Mauremys mutica (yellowpond turtle), 4254 nucleotides long. RefSeq names its product arrestin domain containing 3 (gene ARRDC3). NCBI's taxonomy places the organism in Eukaryota, Metazoa, Chordata, Testudines, Geoemydidae. The coding region runs from base 362 to 1606 and encodes 414 amino acids. The record is from RefSeq and is a predicted model, not a curated record. The transcript has 8 exons. Gene Ontology annotation, biological process: protein transport. Gene Ontology annotation, cellular component: cytoplasm.
CGCUUCUGUUCCACAGCAGGCUCGUCUUCUCUGCUACACCUAUAAGGGAAGCAGCAGCAACCCGCUCAUGCGCACUCCGGUUGUUUUUCACAAAGCUAGUCUUAAGUGAGCUGGCAGGCUGCAGCCAGCCCGUCUUUGUACAGAGACCACAGAGCUGGGUAGUAGCUGUGAACAGCAUCUAGUGCUGUUACUUUUUAGCAAUCCCAAUGAAGUGUUUGUAGAGAAUACACUGAUCCUGCCUGCAAACUUUUUGCACGGCAGAGGUAUUGAUCAGUGUAAAGUGAAGAUCACAUUUCAUAUGAGAUCUUGACUUUUGUUGUUUUUUUCUUACAAUAUAUUUUUAUAGACUUUGUUAUAAAACAUGGUGCUGGGGAAGGUGAAGAGUUUGACAAUAAGCUUUGACUGUCUCAAUGACAGCAAUGUCCCCGUCUAUUCUAGUGGGGAUACAGUCUCAGGAAGGGUCAAUUUAGAAGUUACUGGGGAAAUUAGAGUAAAAUCUCUUAAAAUUCAUGCAAGAGGACAUGCAAAAGUACGCUGGACAGAAUCUAGAAAUGCUGGAUCCAACACUGCCUAUACACAGAAUUACACUGAAGAAGUAGAAUAUUUCAACCAUAAAGACAUCUUAAUUGGGCACGAAAGAGAUGAUGACAAUUCUGAAGAAGGCCUCAACACUAUUCAUUCAGGAAGGCAUGAAUAUGCAUUCAGCUUUGAGCUUCCACAGACACCACUUGCUACCUCAUUCGAAGGCAGACAUGGCAGUGUGCGCUAUUGGGUGAAAGCCGAAUUGCACAGGCCUUGGCUUUUACCAGUAAAAUUAAAGAAGGAAUUUACAGUCUUUGAACAUAUAGAUAUCAACACUCCUUCAUUACUGUCACCCCAAGCAGGCACAAAAGAAAAGACUCUCUGUUGUUGGUUUUGUACCUCAGGCCCAAUAUCCUUAAGUGCCAAAAUUGAAAGGAAGGGCUACACCCCAGGUGAAUCAAUUCAGAUCUUUGCUGAGAUUGAAAACUGCUCUUCCCGUAUGGUGGUGCCAAAGGCAGCCAUUUAUCAAACCCAGGCAUUCUAUGCCAAAGGAAAAAUGAAGGAAGUAAAACAGCUUGUUGCCAACUUGCGUGGGGAAUCCCUGUCAUCUGGGAAAACAGAAACCUGGAAUGGGAAACAGUUGAAAAUUCCACCUGUUUCCCCCUCUAUCCUUGACUGUAGUAUAAUCCGUGUAGAAUACUCACUAAUGGUGUAUGUUGAUAUUCCUGGAGCAAUGGAUUUAUUCCUUAAUUUACCACUUGUCAUUGGUACUAUUCCUCUACAUCCAUUUGGCAGCAGAACGUCAAGUGUAAGCAGUCAGUGUAGCAUGAAUAUGAACUGGCUUGGUCUGCCACUGCCUGAAAGACCUGAAGCACCUCCUAGCUAUGCAGAAGUGGUCACAGAGGAGCAAAGGCAGUCCAGCCUUGUACCCAUAGCUGCUUGUGAUGAUUUUGAGAGGGCACUUCAAGGACCAUUAUUUGCAUAUAUCCAGGAGUUUCGUUUUCUGCCUCCACCUCUCUAUUCAGAGAUUGAUCCAAACCCAGAUCAGCCCACAGAUGACAGACCAUCUUGUCCCUCUCGUUGAAGGAAUCAUUCACUAGCUGACUUGAUUUGGAUUUUUAGUCGUAUCUCUGCCGUGUUGAGGAUCGAGGCGUCAUAUCAGAGAUAUACUUUCAAAGGAAGUGGUAUUGCUCUUGCCUGUAAAACGGUGAAUAAGUGAAAACAACCUGUGAUCAUGCUUUUGAAGCCUACAACAUCAUAGGACUGCUCCACAUGCUUGAAGACCUGAGCUUUUUUCCCUUAAAUACUGGCACAUACUAGGAGCAGCCUUAUUAGCCUAUGGUAAUAUGUGUCAAAACACUCACCAUGUUGUAAAAGAGGGAUGAGGACAUCCUCUUCUGAUUUGAAAAUUUGCACAUGCGCAUUGCUUAUGUUGUGCGGUUCAGUGUCACUACAGCUUUUUCUCAUUUAUGCUGGACUGUUACCCCUUCUAACUUGUUUGUGGUCCGCACAACAAGGAGCAAAAAGAAAGCUUUGAAAAAACAGUAACUUUAAGAUGACAAAUGCACUGACUUUUUUCUUUUAAUUUAAUGUAGCCUGGACUUUACCUACGUAUGCACAUGCUCAGAAUUGUCCUAGUAGACUGAUCAUGUAUCACCUCUUCAGCUGUGGAUUUAUUUACAAACAUCAAAUGCCUUCAAGCCAAUCCUUCUUGCUGUAUGUUUUGCAGCCUACUGUAGUAGACACGCAACAGUUAUAUGGAAAAAAAUUAACAGGAGAAUAAUAGACUUCUGCAAGAUUGUAUACCUUCUUGAUUUCUUUUAAGAAUUUGUUGCCUUUCUACUAUUAUCGCAAAGAAGCAUUUUGUUACAGACUGCCUAAAAUCACUUAAUCUCAGGUGAACUCAUCACUUGCCAAACCGUUGGAAAGCUAUGUGUGUUUUGUUAUGUUGCACUGUUACUUUUUCUUUUGUUUUUUUUUCCUUUGGUUUUUAUUUGAAAGGGGGAUUUAGAAAAGGGACAUACCCAUAAGUAACAAAUGCACCCUCGUUCCCUUUUUAUCUUUUUGCAUCUUCAGAAGAGAUCGGUCAAGUUUUGAAGCUUAAAAGAAGGCAGCACCAGCAGACACCAGCCAAGGGUUUUAAACAAGAAAUAGUAAUGUACUGUUCAUGAUUAAUCGUGAGGUGGAAAGGGAAAUUGAAUUUAUUUUUAUACAUAGUUACUUAAUCACCAAAUCUAUACAUACAUAGUGAGUUUCUAGUCUAAAAGUAUAUUUUAAAGUGCAAGAAGAGUAUAGGGUUGGUGAGAUGGCUGUUUGUGUACUUUGUGUUGAUCUUCAGCAUUUACAAAAUUGUAAAACAAUAAAAGAUUCUCAGAAAAAUGAAAUGGCCAGAAUAGCAAAAUUACCAGCCCUAUUAGAAUAUUAGCUAGCAGAGAUUUGUCUUGAUGAUUGAUUCCCUUUCAUGCCCUUGAAUUAAAAGCAUGUAUCCAAGCAAAAAGAUUGUAACUGUACAGCCACAUAUGUAGAAAACUUCAACUACUUGAAGAUUGGGGGCUUCCACCCUGCACAUUGUGGAAGGGGUAAACUGUCAGAGUAUUUGGGACAGGUGCACAGGGGCAGAGAACCAUUGGAUCCAUUAGCACAAGUAUCAGGAUGUAGGCACUAGGAAUUUUAUAGGUUCAUUUGCAAAAGCUGUUCAUGUAUAAACUUUUUUCAGAAAGAAUUCAAGCACGAUUUUUAACAAAAAUAGUGUUUCUUGGGUUGGCUAUUUAACAUUCAUGUCUAUUCUGUCAUUUAAUGCCAUGUGUUAAAGUGGUUGAAAAUAAAAGUUAAGUCUCUGGCAUGGUGGAAUGCCGGAAUGCUGUCUUGCUUUUAAGGCUUCAUAAAAAACAAAAUAGGCUUUUCCAUAAGUGGCCUUUAUGAAAACAUGGAAGACACUUCAUGUUUAAAAAUGACAGGGUGAAAAAAACCCAAUGUAAAUACGAGUCGCGUUUUAAGUGAUUCAGUUAAAGGGUUUGGGCUUCAGCAAGCAAACUAAUAUGCUGGAUAAUAAGGAAGCUGGGUGAAUUUUUUUUUUUUUAAUUUUACUAGACCAUUUUUUUUUUUUGAAUGUCCCUCCCCCACAAAAAGGAAAAAAAACUGAUGGGUUUGUUGGCAUAAAAGGGCAUUUGGUGGUUUUUUCCUUUUCCUUUUUUGUUUGUUUGAAACAGACUAGGGAACAAUUGUUGGAUAUGCAUAGCAUUAAAUACUUAUCACAAUAUAAUGAAAAAUGACAUAUGAAGCGGGAUUGACCAAUAUCAUCAUAAUUGGCACUGCAUCACAAAGUGUGAUCAGAUUCAGAGUUCUAAAAACGUUGUCAAAUAGUCAUUUCCAUUAAAGUAUUUUACACAAUUCUUUAGAGGCAUUAUUUUUUUUCUUGUUAUAUAAAUAUUGGUCAAUUCCUGAUGUUAUAAAACGUGAGCAUCACAGUUGUUAGCCCAGUAUUCAAGCUAGAUUCCUGAUUUUUGAAUCAGGAAAAAAAUGAGUAAAAUCCAAAAUGUUAAGAGAAACUAAGUGCAAUAUUAAAUGUUUGCUUUAUGGAUUAUAUUCUAUGGCUGUUUGUAUUUUUUUUUCCUUUCUCCUCCCCUCCCCCCCCAGUUUGGUGCUGAAUAUGUCCUUGUAGACUGAUUUCAGAAAAAGUGGAAAACAAUUUCCUAUUGCUCUUCCUUGUGAAAAAUAAACUUUUUUUUUUAA